This is a messenger RNA of Camelina sativa (false flax), 1518 nucleotides long. RefSeq lists its product as uncharacterized. NCBI's taxonomy places the organism in Eukaryota, Viridiplantae, Streptophyta, Magnoliopsida, Brassicales, Brassicaceae. Gene Ontology annotation, molecular function: protein binding. The record is from RefSeq and is a predicted model, not a curated record.
UAUCAAUUUUUAUAACGUUUUUCUAUGUCAUGAACCUGGUGAGUAGUAUCUCAAGAACCUAUUCAGUAUUCAGUAUUCACAUAAAAGACAGAAAACAAAAACUAGUGAGGCAUAAAUAAUAAACACUAGAACUUCCACUUCUCUUUGAUCGCCGACACAUUUUGGUUCAGUGGCAAAGAUGAAGAAUCCUUUGCUUUUGGCUCUUUUCCUUGUUUGCACCAUCGCUUUACCCGAUAAAAGCAGCAGAGAAACCCAACAAUUAACCAACGGUGGCCUCACCGGCGCGAGGCAAGAGAUACUCUCUUUCUUAGACCAAAGACUUGCUGUGGUGUACCCAGUGAUCCAGAGAUUCAAGUCACUCAUCACUCUCGACCCUUAUAAAGUAACCCAGACAUGGACUGGUUCAGACAUCUGCAGUUAUAGAGGCUUUCACUGUGACAAUCCUCCGGACAACAAAACCGCAGUCACUGUCGCUUCCAUUGAUUUCAAUGGCUUUCAGCUCUCUGCUCCCUCUAUUGAAGGAUUUAUCGAUCAGUUUCCUGACUUGGCUCUGUUUCAUGUUAACUCGAACAACUUUGGAGGUACCGUGCCUUCCAAGAUCGUCAACCUCAAGUACCUCUACGAACUCGACAUCAGCAACAAUAGAUUCACCGGUCAGUUUCCGACAGCCGUAGUUGGUAUGUCCGGUUUGACAUUUCUUGACAUCCGUUUCAACUCUUUCUCCGGUUCAGUCCCUCCACAAAUUCUCGGUCAAAACCUCGACGUUCUCUUCAUCAAUGACAACGGCUUUACUGCAAGCCUACCAGAGGUACCAAGUGAUGGUACAGCACAUAUUCUAUACUUAACUUUAGCAAACAACAAGUUCAAUGGUCCUCUCCCAAGAAGCAUCCUAAGAUCAAUGUCAACGUUAACCGAAGUACUCUUCUUGAAUAACGAUUUCACGGGUUGUAUCCCUUACGAGAUCGGGUUCCUCACGGGAGCAUCAGUGAUUGACAUUGGUGGAAACAAGCUCACAGGUCCUCUACCGCUUUCCCUAAUGUGUCUGGAGAAAGUAGAACAACUCAAUUUUGCUGGGAAUCUCUUGUUCGGGGCCAUCCCGGAGGCGGUAUGCAUGGUGCUCCGGGACAAUCUUGUCAACUUAUCGUUGUCUGAUAACUAUUUCACGCACGUAGGGCCUUGGUGUAGGGGUUUACUUGACAGAGGUGUACUUGACGUUAGUAACAAUUGCAUUCCUUUCUUCCCAGGACAAAGAUCAAUGCAAGAAUGUGCCGAGUUUUUUGUCAAACCUAAGAAGUACUACUGUCCUCACAUGUGGUACCAUAGUUUUUUCUCUUGCAGAUAUUCCCAUAUAUCUUCUUCCUCUUCUAAUGCUUUCAUGCCCAUGGUAGCUCCCUCACCUUAAUAUUUAUCAUCAUCAGUGUAUUAAUCAUUCUCAUUGUGUAAUGAAAAAUAAUCGAAUUAUGUUUCGACCAAGACAAUUAUAGUAACGGAAGGGCCAUAUUGGUGUUUGUGUUGCAA